Messenger RNA from Ylistrum balloti, 435 nucleotides. RefSeq names its product single-stranded DNA-binding protein-like. Gene Ontology annotation, molecular function: single-stranded DNA binding. The transcript has a single exon. The coding region runs from base 1 to 435 and encodes 144 amino acids. Gene Ontology annotation, cellular component: nucleoid. Gene Ontology annotation, biological process: DNA replication; positive regulation of helicase activity. The record is from RefSeq and is a predicted model, not a curated record. Lineage: Eukaryota; Metazoa; Mollusca; Bivalvia; Pectinida; Pectinidae.
AUGAGUUUAAAUAGAGUUACGUUGAUAGGUAAUCUUGGUGGAGAUCCUGAAGUUAGAGUCACCCAGAGUGGAACGAAGGUUGCUAAUUUACGUGUUGCUACUAACGAACGGUGGCAAGAUCGAGAUGGUAAUACACAAGAGCAUACGGAAUGGCACCGUGUUGUUUUUUAUAAUAAAUUGGCAGAUAUAUGUGAGCAAUAUUUAGGUCGAGGUCGUCGAGUUUGUGUUGAGGGCAGUAUUAGAACGAACAAAUGGCAAGACCGAGAUGGUAACGAUCGUUAUACGACUGAAAUUCGUGGCCGUAAUAUGAUUAUGUUAGACGGACGUGGUGAUGCAACAGCUUCUGGUGGUGGGUAUCAGUCUGGUUCAACGAGUGAUUUUAGCUCUACAGAUGCGGGAACUGUUGAUAUUGGUGAUGAUGAUAUACCGUUUUAG